Messenger RNA from Heterocephalus glaber (naked mole-rat), 2736 nucleotides. RefSeq names its product pyruvate dehydrogenase kinase 1 (gene Pdk1). Lineage: Eukaryota; Metazoa; Chordata; Mammalia; Rodentia; Bathyergidae. Gene Ontology annotation, biological process: regulation of glucose metabolic process; protein phosphorylation. Gene Ontology annotation, cellular component: mitochondrion. Gene Ontology annotation, molecular function: pyruvate dehydrogenase (acetyl-transferring) kinase activity. The record is from RefSeq and is a predicted model, not a curated record.
CCCGCCGGCCGCGGCGCCAGGCGGCAAGCUGGGCCUCGGGGUGCGCUCCUCCGGCCGGGCUCGGCAUGAAGCUUACGCGGCUGCUGCGCGGGGCCGCCUCGGCCCGCCCGCGCCCUGGGCGGCGCGCUGCUCACCCCAACGCCAGCCGUAGUUUUGCCUCGGACUCCGGCUCCGGGCCCGCGUCGGACCGCAGCGUUCCGGGCCAGGUGGACUUCUACGCGCGCUUCUCGCCGUCGCCGCUCUCCAUGAAGCAGUUCCUGGACUUCGGAUCAGUGAAUGCUUGUGAAAAGACCUCAUUUAUGUUUCUUCGGCAAGAGUUGCCUGUUAGAUUGGCAAAUAUAAUGAAAGAAAUAAGUCUCCUUCCAGAUAAUCUUCUCAGGACGCCAUCUGUUCAAUUGGUACAAAGCUGGUAUAUCCAGAGUCUUCAAGAGCUUCUUGAUUUUAAGGACAAAAGCGCUGAAGAUGCUAAAGCUAUUUAUGACUUUACAGAUACUGUGAUACGGAUCCGAAACCGACACAAUGACGUCAUCCCCACCAUGGCUCAGGGUGUGAUUGAAUACAAGGAGAGCUUCGGAGUGGACCCUGUCACCAGCCAGAAUGUGCAGUACUUUUUGGAUCGUUUCUACAUGAGUCGCAUUUCAAUUAGAAUGUUACUCAAUCAGCACUCUUUAUUGUUUGGGGGAAAAGGAAGUCCAUCUCAUCGAAAACACAUUGGCAGCAUAAAUCCAAACUGUGAUGUAGUUGAAGUUAUUAAAGAUGGCUAUGAAAAUGCUAGGCGUCUGUGUGAUUUGUAUUAUAUUAACUCUCCUGAACUAGAACUUGAAGAAUUAAAUGCAAAAUCACCAGGACAGCCAAUACAAGUGGUUUAUGUACCAUCCCAUCUCUAUCACAUGGUGUUUGAACUUUUCAAGAAUGCAAUGAGAGCAACUAUGGAACACUAUGCUGAUAAAGGUGUUUACCCUACUAUUCAAGUUCAUGUCACACUGGGUAACGAGGAUUUGACUGUGAAGAUGAGUGACAGAGGAGGUGGUGUCCCUUUGAGGAAGAUUGACAGACUCUUCAACUACAUGUAUUCAACCGCACCGCGGCCCCGUGUGGAGACGUCCCGAGCAGCACCCCUGGCUGGUUUUGGUUAUGGGUUGCCCAUAUCACGUCUGUAUGCACAGUACUUCCAAGGGGACCUGAAGCUGUAUUCCCUGGAGGGCUACGGUACAGAUGCUGUUAUCUACAUUAAGGCUUUGUCAACAGACUCAAUCGAAAGACUCCCCGUGUAUAACAAAGCUGCCUGGAAGCAUUACAACACCAACCACGAGGCUGACGACUGGUGUGUCCCAAGCAGAGAACCAAAGGACAUGACGACGUUCCGCAGCGCCUAAUGCACUUGGGACACCUGGAAAGUCCAAGUGCGGUUUUGGUGUUAAAUUUGGAAGAGAUGUUGUUCAGAACUAUAUUAUACCAAAUACUUCAUGUGUCAUUUUCACAAUUAACUCUGGGUAGAAUAAAUGGAAAAUGAAUUCUACUUGUGCCUGUUAAACCUCCUAAAGGAGAAAGGUAUACCUAUUUUACAUGUAUAUUUUCACAGUUAAUUGAACAUAUUUUUUAAACAAUUGUAGUUUUAGUCCACUUAUUCUUUAUGGUAGACUUCAGAAAUGUGGAAGUCUUUGGGUUUAUAUAAGAAGUGGGUAGUUUUUUUUUUUAAAUAUGUUUCACUUAUGUCUGCUAGAAACAUAUUCUAAAUAAUACUGAUUAGCUGGUUAGUUAUUUGGAGUUCUGCCAUCCUUUAUUUAGUACUGGUAAGAUGCUCUUGGUGUUUAUCAGUGACCGACUACAAGUAAAGCAGAACACAGUUGUAGGUGUAGAACCAGCCUCUCAGCAUCUACGUGCAUUGUCUUAGCUCUAAAUUCAGUUGUAUAAUUUGAUUGAAAUAGGUGUUAAUGACUAGCUUCCUGUGACUCUAGGGCAAGAUCAUGGCAGUCUGUUCCAAGUGUGCUUGUGAUGAAUGCUGGGGGAACAAACUAGCAGCUACUAAAGUGAUAGAGAAUAUAUUCAGGGCAAGCAUCAAGUCCUCAAAACUGAAUUAAUAAAUUGCUGCGAUUACCUGGGGGAGCUUUUGAAAACAGUAGGGCUUUUCUGGGUCCCAAUCCAGACAUAAUCAGAACUUCUAGGACUGGAGCCCAGGAUUCUGUUUUUAAAACAUUUCCAAUGUGAGUCUGAUUUUUAGUGUACUGCUCUUUAGGUUUUGGUUUCCACUUGAUUAAAGGUCAGAUUUCUAGACUGAUCUCAGACCUGGUGCAAUUAAACACACUAUUAGAAGCAAGAGAAGAAAAUACUGUAGGAGAAUUGUUUGGUACCAAAGGAUCACCUUAUUUUUAGUUUAAGAGGCAAGAAAGAACAUAUAUUUUCUAAAAGUAUUCAGAUUCUGUUAUCAGGGAAAACUCAACUUGUAUUUAUUAUAAUCCUUUGCAUUUGUGUAGUAAUUUGUAAUGUACAAAUACUUUGAGAUAUUAUUAUAACUUUUAUUUUUUGGUACUGGGGCUCCAACUCAGGACCUUGCCCUUGUGAGGCAGGCAGCAGCACCACUGAGCUAAAUCCUCAUCCCACUCUUUAUCUUUUAAGGGAAAUUCAUUGAAACUACACAUUUUAUAUAUGUAUCAAGUCAUCACACUGUGCCCCUUAAAUAUGUAGUUUUUCUUUAAGUCAAAUCAUAUAGCACAAAAUAGAAUUCUUGCACCUAUC